UAGGCUGUAUUCCCGGAUGCCUGUUUAAUUUAGCCUGGUUGAGUGUAUCUGGGAGUGUGUGUGUUUGUUUGUGUGUCUGUGUGUGUAUGUGUAUGGUCUUUAUAUCAUAUCCCACCCAGUCUUACGGCGAAAACGCGACCCACAGAGGCCCAUCCCUGUACGCAAAAUCAACAUAACAUCUGAGGUCACGAUACUUUUUAUUAGCCUACAGGAGGUAACAGUUCCUAGACCGGUAUGACACGACCGGUUAAGUAGCUGUUAUUUAACGAUUGUCCCCUUUAAAUACAUUUUUCCUUCGGUGAUGUCUCCGGAUCACCUGUCAAAUGCGGAACAUGCGCGUUGGUGAGAGCAGGGAGACGAGGUGGUAUAGUGGAACCGAGACCCGCACAGGAAUCAUCGUCCCCUCUGUAGCAAAUAUGCAAACAUCACUGACACGACAUACCGUUGUAGAAGAGGGUGUUGAGCUCGAGACAUAAUUUGGGAUGCCUCGAGAAGCCGAGGAAUCCCAUUUCCACAGCAACCGUUGGAGCUAAAAACGCAGAGCGUCGCGUACCGAAUCUAACGGGGGGCGGGAGGGGUCGAUCAUGGGGAACGAAGCGAGCCUCGAAGGAGGCGAAGGGGCGCUUGCUGGAUUACCGGAGGGUCUCGCACCGGACGGGAAGGGAGCCUUCAUCAGGAUCCCCAGUGGGGUACAGGCGGAUCUCAGCCAACUCAGCGAGGAUGACAGGAAACAACUCGCCGCCGCUAUGUCAAGGACGCAAGCCAGGAAGCCAGGAGGCCAGGCAGGAGGCGGGGCCUCUCAGGGCCCGACAGGCCUCAGCAAGAGUCGGACCGUAGACGCGUUCGGACAGGGCCCCGUGGGCAAGCCGUCCCCAGGCCGCAGCCCCUCGUCCCUCAGCCUCCUCGAGUCCAAAUUCCGGCAGGAGCCCAAAGACCCAGAGACCAAAAGCGGCAUGUUCGGCUCUAACUUCCUGAGCGGGGCCAACCCUCUCAACGCCGUCUCCUCCAUGACGUCCUCCAUGUCCUCUGCGGUCAACAUCCCCAAAUUCGGCUUGUUUGGAGAUGAGGAGGAGGACGAAAGCCCCCCUCCAACAGCAGCCAAGCCAGGAGGGAAGCCCCCUGGGGGGCCCCCAGGGCAGGGGAAAGGCCCUCAGCAAGGCCCAGGGCCCAAGGGCCCCCAGCAAGGAGGGCCACCGAGACAGGGCCAAGCAGGGCCCCCUGGACAAGGACCUAAACCAGGCCAGGGCCCCCCUGGACAACAGGGCCCAAAGCCAGGCCAGGGACCCCCAGGUCAGGGCCCCCCAGGGCCCAAGGGUCCCCAGCAAGGAGGGCCACCGAGACAGGGCCAAGCAGGGCCCCCUGGACAGGGACCUAAACCAGGCCAGGGCCCCCCAGGCCAAGGGCCCCCCGGACAGCAGGGCCCAAGGCCAGGCCAGGGACCCCCAGGCCAAGGGCCGCCCGGACAGCAGGACCCAAGGCCAGGCCAGGGACCCCCAGGCCAAGGGCCCCCUGGACAGCAGGGCCCAAGGCCAGGCCAGGGACCCCCAGGCCAAGGGCCCCCCGGACAGCAGGGCCCAAGGCCAGGCCAGGGACCCCCAGGCCAAGGGCCCCCCGGACAGCAAGGCCAGGGACCCCCAGGUCAAGGGCCCCCUGGACAGCAGGGCCAAAAUCCAGGCCAGGGCCCACCCCAACAGGGUGGCCCGCAACAGCAAAAAGGAGGCCCACAAGGACCCCCCCAAGGACCUGGGGGUAAGCCAGGGCUGCAGCAGGCAGGACCAGGUGGGUCUGGGAAGCCUGGGCCCCCCGGCCCGGAUGCACAGCCAGGCGGCCCGGCCAAGGCAGGAGGACCCCCUGGCCCCUCAGGGCCUGGGAACCCUGGAGGUGGGGUGUGUCCGCUGUGUAAGAGCACCCAGUUGAACGUUGGAGCUAAGGAGCCACCCAAUUAUAGCACCUGUACUGAGUGCAAGAACCAGGUGUGCAGCCUGUGUGGAUUCAGCCCUCCAGAUUCAGCGGGGAAGGAGUGGCUGUGUCUGAACUGCCAGAUGCAGCGCGCCAUGGGGGGGAUGGAGAACUCAGGCCCUCCCUCCACCAUGAAACCACGACAAGGCUCCGCCCCUACCUCCCCACAGAGGAAGGACCCCAACGCCAAACCCGACGGCAGGAAGCCAUCCCUCCUGAUCAAGCAGCAGAGCGUCACAGACUCCUUCAAAGGCUUAACCCCUCCGACGACGCCCAAGCAGAAAUCUCCGGGUCCCUCCUCCCCAGGGCCCAUGUCCCCCGGAGGACAGAAGCCCCCAGAUUCUCCCGGGUCCACAGGGAGCAGGUCCCAGCCUCCGUCCCCCAGCAUCGCCCCGAAAGGAAGCCCCCAGCCCUCUCCAGCCAAGCCCAAGCAGGAGUCCAGCUUCUUCGGGGCCUGGGGGCCUGAGCUGGGGGGGCUGACGGACGCAGCCAAGCCCCCCGCCGCUGCCUCCCAGGCGGCAGAGUCCGUCACAGGAAAACUGUUCAGUGGCUUCGGGGGGUUCACAGAAUCGGCAAAGCCUCAAGCCCCGCCCUCCUCCGCCCCUAAACAGGAAGAGUCCGUGGCAGGGAAGCUGUUUGGAGGGUUCGGCUUCAGCGAAGCAGCCAAGCCUCCAGCCGCCGCCUCUCAGAACCGCCGCCUCUCAGAAGCCUCCAGCCGCCGCCUCUCAGAAGGCCGAGGCCGUUUCGGGAAGAUGUUUGGGUUCGGGUCUUCCAUCUUAAGCUCGGCCACAAACCUCAUCUCAAACGCUCCGGGGGGUGAUGACGCAAACGAAGAGUCUCCACCUGGUUCCCCUCCCGACACCCCCGGAGCAGACUCCCCCCUCGGCUCCCCCCCGGACUCCCCCUUCUCCCCUCCCGGGUCCCCCCCGGACGACUCCGACUGCCCCCCUGACACCCCGGAUGCCAAGUCCAAGAUGCCCCUAAGCCCAUCCCCCAGGAGGAGAACCUUGAGUCCAGCCUGCACCAGAGCCUCCAAAGCGGAUGAGCCUCCUACUCCAGCCCCAGGCUCUGGGGCCCUGGAAAACUGCCCUCUCUGUAAGGUGGAGCUGAAUGUGGGAUGUGACCCACCCAACUACAGCAUCUGUACGGAGUGCAACAAGACUGUGUGCAACCUUUGGUUCAACCCCACGCCUCACCUGGGAGAGGUGGUGUGGUGGUGCGUGGAUAGUGAGCAGGACACAGUCCAGAAGGGUGACAAGCCAUUUCCUGAACUUGAAGAGAAAAUAGAACCUGAAGUUCAACGAGUAUGCAGUGGAGUGGAUGCAGAUGGAGAGGCUAAGGCAAUGGAGACACAGAAAGAGCCUGGAGACAAAGACCUCGCCACAAAGGAGAGCAGCCCCACAAGCCCAUCAGAUCUGGCUAAGCUGGAGAGCUCUGUCCUCCCCAUACUGGAGGCCCAGACUAAAGAACUGACGCAACCAAAGGACGACUCAGAAAAACUCACCGAUUCACUCAAGGGCAGACGCAAACUGGAAGUGCUGCCGAUCUCGUCAGAGUCCCCCAGCUCCGAGGAUGACAGGGAGCUCUCGGAGAAAAAAGAAGCAGACGCCCCUAAGAAAAGACUGCUUGUGCCGAUGGACCUCAGAGGCGACUCACUGGAGGACAGCAGUGAGAGUGUGGGUAAAGACAGCCCCAUGUCCGGGGACGAGGAAGACUUCAUUCGAAAACAGAUCAUGGACAUGAGCGAGAACGAAGACGCCUCUCCGUCGGACGAAGAAAACCUGAUCCGGCGAAAGGUCCGAGAUCAGGAAAGGAAACGUAACGAAGACCAGAGAGGAGAUGUGAAGGAGAGGAGCGCGUCAGGAAAAGCCCGGCGCCUCCUUAAAAACAGUACCAUCAGCCCUGACGACGACGAGAUUAAGAAAAUCAGCACCUCGUUAGACGCCCCUGAGGACACUGGGAAAGAGGAGGGAACUGAAUCCAAAGUCGACCAACCUCAGACAGAGGAGCAGGAAGGUGGCAUGGGCGUACGUAAAUUCAGAACCAUCGAGCUCAACACAACCAGUUACCCGGUAAGUGUGCCCGGAAUACCAAGAGAUGACGGCGAACUGGAAAUGGAGAACUUGACGGAUUCGCCAGAUGACCGAUCCAGAGGUGAAGGUUCCUCCAGCCUCCAUGCCUCCAGCUUCACUCCGGGGACGUCCCCAACAUCGCUAUCCUCUCUGGAUGAGGACAGCGACAGCAGCCCCAGCAACAUACGCUCCGGCGAGGGCAAACAGCACAGGAAAGCCAAACACAGACAACCUGGCCAGGUCCUGCCCACCAUCGAGGAUUCUUCAGAGGAAGAAGAACUUCGCGAGGAGGAGGAGCUACUCAGGGAGCAGGAGAAGCAGAAAGGCUCGGGCAAGAAAUCCAAGAAGGACAAAGAAGAAAUACGAGCGCAGAGGAGACGAGAGCGUCCUAAAACGCCUCCGAGCAACCUCUCCCCCAUCGAGGAUGCGUCUCCGACGGAGGAGUUGAGACAAGAGGCUGAAAUGGAGGAGAUCAGACGUUCCUCCUGCUCGGAUUUCUCCCCCAGCAUUGAGUCAGAGCCGGAAGGAUUUGAAAUAAAGGCGGAGAAGAUUGCAGCUGUCCAGAAAGUGUACACGCUUCCCACAUCGAUGUCCCUGUACUCACCAACGGACGACAAAGACAGACAGGACGCCACUCAGAAAAAACAACUGAAAACUGCCGACGAGACGUAUGAAGAGAUCAUGCUAAAGGCUAAGUCCCCUACAGCUGAAAAAGUUGAGAUCCCUCCAGGAAAAGAGUCCCUUUAUGGAGGUAUGCUCAUUGAAGACUAUGCCUACGAGUCCCUUGUUGAUGGAUCAAAAACUCAGCAGCAGGAUCUUGAGAAGAUCUCAGUUCCAGCUUCGCCCAAAAAACUCAGAUCACCAGAUGAGGUUUACGAAGACAUGAUGCAGAAGAGGAAAGAGUUCAUGCAGUUGGAACAAGAAUUCCAACAAACACAGCCUGUGUCAGAGAGACCAAAACCUACGAUCAUAUUGCAACCGGCCAACAGUAGCACCUCUGCCAGCCCUACAGUUUCCAUAGGCAAGGACGGGAAACCCUUGUUAGAUGCAGAAGCUGCUUAUGAAGAGCUCAUGAAGAAAGUGCUGACUCCUGGAACCAGCCCAACCCAGCAGACUGACGUUCCCCCAGCAGAGGGGGCACUUCCUAGUCUUGAGGCUGACAAAGCUCUACCUAGAAGGGCUCUCCAGCCCAUUCCAGACCUCAGGGUGACGCAGUGUUCGUCGGGAGAGGAAGGAUCCGAUGAAGAAUGCAGUGCAGCCAAGAUGCAGGACGAGCCGAAAGCUGAUGUUCCUGAAGCGGAUCAGACACCUUCAGUGACAGAAGAUCCCACAGCGGUUGUUUGCGAGGUUCCUCCAGCAACUACGUCCAACCAACCACAUACCAUAGUGGCGGCAUCAGAGGUGGAGCAGCGAGUGGAGAUUAACCAACCCGAAGCCAUAGACCUCUCCGGUGUCAAAUCUGUGACUCCAAACAUGGUCCCAAAACCACCUGCCCCGGUAGAUUCCAGUGUAUCACCUUUACCCACCGUACCACAGUACACCCCCACUGUGCCCAGCAUCGUGUCCACUGCCCCUCCUGUCCCCCCAAAACCAGCCGUCCUCCGCAGGUGUCUGUCUCAGGAAAAAGCAGACGUCCCUAUCCCUCCACCACUGCCACCUCCCACCCUACCCAAACCAACCGUUUACCCAAGGAAACCUCCGGUUCCCCUUCCACCUCAAGCUUCAUCGACCCCAGUCAGGUGUGACCCUGUGGCCAUGACAACAGGACAAGCAGGGUUAGCAAGUCAGCCUGUGGCAGCAGCUACAUACAAGCCCCACGUUCCUCCUCCAGUUCCUCCAAAGCCUUCCUCCAUCCCUGCUAGUAUGGGGUAUAGCCACAGGCCAGGCGAUGGUGUCAAACCACCUGUUGCACCAAAACCAACAGGUUCUCAGCCAACCUCCCCGGCCCAUGUCACAUAUCCACCAAGACCUACUGUGCUCCCCACAGGCACUUCUGACAUGGCCUUGAAUCUGAGCCCCUUUGCUGAAAGGCCAGGUUACGCCUCACCAAAGUCCCCCUCCUCCCCAAGAUACGCCAGCAACCUCCAUGACACGUAUGUGGUCAUCACUCUGCCCUCCCAGCCCAGCUCUCCAGUUGAGGGCUUCACAACCCAGGCCCCAUCAAGUCCAGGCCCAGUAUCUCCUUUAAGACAAGCCCAACCUCAAUCACAGCAAUAUCCACAGCCACCUCCCCCUCAAACAACCAGGGUGCCCUUGGCAUACACUCGAAUCACUGAGUCCAUAGAAAGCCAAGAGAUAUGUGGACCAGAGAAGGUUGUGUCGAGCUCCUGUCAUGUGAUUGAGGCCAUAUCGGCUUCAGCACAGCCCCCUCUGGUCAUGCCGAACCUCCUUUCUCAAGUAGUAACGACCGAAGUCCAAAGAACAACUGUGUCUGUGGUGCAUGAAAGAGCCACACCCCCCACGCCCGCCCCCAGAGCAACCGGCGUUCCCAUUUCGUUGGAGAAACCCAAACCGCAACAGACCCACACUACACACAGCUACCAGCCAGGAGAGGUAGUCGACCUUCGCACGAUGAAGGAGGAUCCUGAAUCAUCCAUGAAUGGUGUAGAUCUGUCCGCCGGCCCUGAGAUAAGACGUCAGUCCUUGGUGCCAGACAUUGGUGUUCGUCCUACAAGUGCAGUGCAGUCAUCGGUUGUCAACCUCAGUGCUGAGUCCUCCACUGUUUCCAUAGUGACAGACAGCAUCACCAUAGUAACGUGCGCGGCAACCAUACAACGGUACGAGAAAGUAGACACCCCCGAAGCAUCCUCCUGCAUGCCCCUUCAGCUCACAAAAAACAAAGCGUUCGAGCCGGUUUCUCAAAUAGUUUACCGGCCCAUAGAUUCUCAACCCUCCACCAGUGACAACGCAGAAAUCCCCAUAAACCUCUCCGUUGGAUCCAGCACAGGAGGUGGAACCUUCCAGCCUCCGCCCAUCACCAUCGCCCCAACUCCCACUCCCGCAUGUGUUGCCAAUGGCCUAACCAGUGGCACGGCCACAGUAGCAGGGGCAGUUGACCUCAGCACGGUAAAACCUUUCAACACAGUGGUGUCAAUCGAUCCUUCCUCUGUGGAUGUCGUUACGGCUGUGAUCACGGAGGAUGAUGGGACACCGGUGGACCUGACAGCUGGAAGGAGAGCCGUUUGCUGUAAUGUCGUCUACACGCUCCCUUUUACAGGGAGCUGCACCACGCAGCAGGCAACCACACCUUUACCCGAGGAUCGCUUUGGAUACCGGGAUGAUCAUUAUCAGUAUGAUCGUACGCCAUAUGGAAUGAGAGGGUUUGGGGGGAUCAAACCGUCGAUGUCAGACACUAACCUGGCUGAGGCUGGCCUUUUUGUCUACAAAAGCAAGAACAGUUAUAAUUUCAAUGGCACCACUGAAGGUGCAGUUGACCUGACAUCAGCAAAGAUAUCCGAUGCAGGAGAAGCUGUUGACUACUCCAAGAAAGGAGCAUACUCUGGGAUGACAAUUCCUCCUUACUCCCAAGCCAGAGUAACAGGAUCUACAGGGACUCUCUUUGGAACAAGCAGUGUCUUGAGGUCGUCUAAUGGCGUGGUUUACUCUUCAGUGGCCGCACCAAUUCCCUCCACCUAUGCCAUCACCACCCAGCCUGGUUCCAUCUUCAGCACCACCUACAACACCCUGUCAGGGAUGCACACCAGCGACACCAUGCCGUCCCUCUCAGACCUCCAGAACCAGCCCCUCACCAGAUCCCACAGCUUCCUGUCCUCCCUCUCCAUCACGACGGCAGACGAGCAGAGCAACGCUCCCCUCAACCUGGAGAUUUCCAAACACGGCGUCUCCGCCGCUGGUUUCGGCAUCGCGACCGCUGCAACCUCUCUGGCUCUGGACUCUUACACUGAGGCGUCCCUGGAGGCCAUCGCGGCCUCCCUAGAGGCACUCUCCUCCCCCAUGGUUCCCGGGGACGGCCAGUAUCAGAUGGAGCGGGAGAUGCUGGAGGUGGAGAAGAUGAAGCAACAGCGGCUGGCGGAGGAGCUGGAGUGGGAGCGGCAGGAGAUCCAGCGCUUCCGCGAGCAGGAGCAGAUUCUGGUGCAGAAGGAGCUUGAGGAGCUGCAGUCGAUGAAGCAGCAGAUCCUCUGCCAACAGGAGGAGGAGCGCCAGGCCCAUCUGAUGAUGCAGAAGGAGACCUACGCCCAGCAGCAGCAGCAGCUGGAGCAGAUCCAGAGGCUGCAGGAGCAACUUCGACAGCAGCUGGAGGAACAGAGGUUCAUUAAGAUGUACCCAGGGGCCGAUGCCCUGGGUCACGGCCAGCAAGAGGCCAUCAUCCUGGGGCCGGACGGCACGGAGCUGUCCCGCAAGAUUAUGGACAGCGGGGUUCAGACCGACGAGGAGGACGGGGCGGUCGAGAAGGCCUACACGGCGGGGAGGAAGAAGAGGACGGUGAAGAAGAGCGUGGACAGCUGCGUGCAGACGGACGAUGAGGAUCAGGAGGAGUGGGAGGUGCCGGCGAGAGGGAGACGGAGCAGGCCUCGCACGGCCCGGGGAGAGAGAGGGGGACAGACCGACAUGUCCAUCCAGGCCCAUGCUGAGAUCUCCAUACAGACUGACACAGAGGGCAACGUCAGAAUGGACACGAGAAUGGAGCUGUCAGACUCGGAGAGAACUUCCCCCAAGAGAAGACCCACCCCCUUAGAGAUAGGCACAUCCCCACACCUCAAAACGGACUCGUUCACCCUUCAAGCCCCUCCCAAAUCUCCCAAAGUCCUCUACUCCCCCAUAUCUCCUUGCAUAUCCCCCAGCAAAUCUCUGGAGUUUGUGUCCUAUGAGAAAUCACUAGGUGACACCAGCCCUCAGAGGAUAAGAGGGAGCACUGAACCGACCAAAGUGUCUCCUGCGAGCCCGAGGUCGUCGAAGGUCAUGCAACGAUCCCUUUCUAUGAGUCCCACCGGAGAGGAGAGAGCAUCAUCUAACCAGUUUGGGGAAGGUUACUCUGGAAAAGGUUCAUCAGGCAGUACGCCAACAGGAACUCAGAAGAAGGUGAAGAGAACCCUCCCAAACCCACCUUCCGAAGACGAGUCGACGUCUGCCAGUCAGACCGGCUACAGCACCGGCUCGGCACGCCGGCGCAUGUGCCGCAACUCCAACAUGGCACGAGCCAAGAUCCUCCAGGACAUCGAUCGAGAGCUCAACCUGGUGGAGCGUGAGUCUUCCAAGCUUCGCCACAAGCAGGCGGAGCUGGACGAGGAAGAGAAGGAGAUCGACGCCAAGCUGAGGUACCUGGAGAUGGGAAUCAACCGGAGGAAGGACGUCCUGCUGAAGGAAAGGGAGAAGAGGGAGAGGGCUUAUCUACAGAGCGUGGCUGAAGACCGCGACUACAUGUCGGACAGCGAGGUUAGCAACAUCCGGGAGACGCGGGGGAGCCGAGGGGUCAGCGGGGUCGAGGAGGUUGGAAGUCACGGGCUGGAGCGUCCCAGGACGGCACCACAGUCUGAAUUGGAGGAAUUCGUCCCACCGCAGACGACACACGACUACAGCAAGUACUCUCAGUACCAGUACUCCCAGAGCCAGACGAUGUACCAGCAGCAGUCCCUCUACCAGGCCCCUCAGUCCUACCAAUCCCAGUCCCUCUACUCGUCCGUUCCCUCCCUCUCCAGCUCCCAGCAGCAGAGCUACCACCAGAUGCUCCUGCUCCAGCAGAAGGCCGCACGACAGGCUGCCCUUCUCUCCGAGCUCGACGCUACCAAGAUGGCCUCCGCGUACGACGUCAUCAGCCGUCAGCCCGACCCCACGUCCUCCUCCUACCUGGGGGUGAGGUACGACAAGUAUGGCAACCACUUGGACCUGCGGGCCCUGGAAGGGGGCAGCAUGGCGGGCAGCCCAAUGUCCAACGUCUCUGAUUCCUUUUAUACCGACAUGGACCAUCACACACCCAGGAGCUACGUCCUCCUGGAGGAUGCAGCCGAGCUGGCCAAGAGCUCCAACAGCCUGGCUUCCUCGUCGUACAGCCUGGCCGAGAAGGAGCUAGCCAAGGCAGAGAGGCUUCUGCGGAGAAGCGCGGCCGAUCUGGGCUCGACGGACUACCUGGGCUCCACCUCCAGGCUGCACACGUACGGGAAGACGCCCGACGAAGAGGAUGCCAUGGAGGAGCCGUACGAGCUGAAGCUGCUGAAGCAGCAGCUGAAGCAGGAGUUCAGGAGGAGCGGGGGUGGGACGGAGAGCCUGGAACAGCUUACCGGGCUCCCUCAACACUACUACACCCCCAGUUCUGGAGUGUCCAGCUACUCCCAAAGACACUACCCAAAGACGGAAAAGUACAGCAUCAGCCGGCUGACCCUGGAGAAGCAGGCUGCCAAGCAGCUGCCCGCUUCGAUGCUCUACCAGAAACACAAAACCCCACAGAUGGAGCCCAAGAUAUCCACCAAGUACUCCUCCGUUCAGGACAGCCGAGGCCUGGAGACGGACUACAGCAGCUACCUGGGUUCCAGCGGCAGUUCCCCCAGGUCCAGUCGCCUGAUGCAGGACGAGAUCACAUUCGGCCUGCGCAAGAACAUCGCCGAACAGCAGAAGUAUCUCGGGUCCACCUUGGGAACCAACCUGGCCGGUUCUCUCAACCUGGGCCAGAGCAUGAACCUGGACUCUGCCUAUCCUAGCGGCAGCCGCUCCCGACCGUCCUCCCGUCCGACCUCCGUGUACGGCCUGGACCUGUCAAUCAAGAGAGACCCUUCCAGCUCUUCUCUAAGGCUUAAGGGGGAUGGGGAGGUGUCGCUGGAGGGUUCCAGCUACCAAGCCCCCACCGGUCGCACCAAGCCGACCAGUCUGCCCAUAGUGCAAGGAGGUCGGGGACGCAUCCCCAUCGUGGCACAGAACUCAGAGGAGGAGAGCCCGUUGAGUCCUGUGGGGCAACCCAUGGGCAUGGCCCGGGCAUCAGCAGGACCUCUGCCACCCAUAUCAGCUGACUCGAGGGAUCAGUUUGGCUCCUGCCUCUCCCUGCAGGAGACCCAGCUACAGCAGCACCUGAGAGAGGAGCCGACCAGAGGGAGGGGCUACGUGAUGAUGGACGACCUUCAGGGCACCAUGUCGGACAGCGAAGCCCUCAGUGACUCCAUGAUGGCUUUGAACAGAGAAGAUCCAAGAGACUCACAUGAGAAUAUAGCUAACGCCUACCACCUGCGCCAGGAGGAGACUGACUGGUUUGAUCAGCCGAGAGACGGCCGACCUGAGAAUGGCCACGAGAGGAGACAGGGAAAAGAUCUGUACUACCCCUUUCCUCACACCAGGGUUAAACUGCAGAGGAAUCCCAAGGAUCGCAGUGUAUCAGGAAACGGUCUAGGCAUCCGUGUGGUGGGAGGGAAAGAGGUUGCCGGCAGCAACGGAGACAUCGGAGCCUACGUUGCCAAGGUCCUUCCUGGCGGAGCAGCGGAACAAUCUGGGAAGAUUCUAGAAGGAAUGCAGGUGCUGGAGUGGAACGGACUUCCCCUCACAGGGAAGACCUACGAGGAGGUGCAGGGGCUUGUGGGACAGCUCUGUGGGGAGGCGGAGCUCUGUGUCAGACUGGAUCUGAACAUGCUGGCUGACUCAGAUGCCUCCCAGCAUCUGGAUUUCCAGGACCAGACUAAGGGCGACAGGCCCCCCAGGUCUCCGGGGGUGGACCCCAAGCAGCUGGCCGCUGAGCUGCAGAAGGUGUCCCAGCAGCAGGCUCCGCCCCCGACCACCACCUCCUCCUCGCUCUCAGCGGGGGGCGACAGGGGAUCCUACGGCAUUUCAGGAACUACCUCCACCACCUCCAGCGCCGUCGCCAGCCCCGGACAGCCUGGCUCACCCUCCGUCAGCAAGAAACGUCACAGCAGCAAGACAGUGGAGGCGGUGAAGACUCAGACCCACCCUGUCAGCGGGGAGAUCCAGCUCCAGAUUAACUACGACAAGCAGAUGGGGAACCUGAUCGUGCACGUGCUCCAGGCCAGGAACCUGGCGCCACGCGACAACAACGCAUACUCAGACCCCUUCGUUAAAGUCUACCUGCUGCCUGGGAGGGGUCAGGUCAUGGUUGUCCAGAACGCCAGCGCUGAGAAUAAGAGAAGGUCAAAACAUGCAGGCAAGAGUCUGAAUCCGGAGUGGAACCAGACUGUCAUCUACAAGAACAUCCACCUGGAACAGCUGAGGAAGAAGACCUUGGAGGUGAGCGUCUGGGAUUACGACAAGAGCUCCUCUAACGACUUCCUGGGAGAGGUUCUCAUCGACCUGUCGAACACAGCCCAGCUGGACAACAUCCCUCGCUGGCUCCAGCUGAAGGAACAGACCGAGGGUGAGCACCACCGACGCUCCCACACGAGCCAGGGACGCCAGCACUCCCCCAAACAGCCCUCCCACGGCAGUCAGCAUGCCUCCCCCAAGACCGGUGGCUCCGCCCAGGACUCCGCCCAGGACUCCCCCAAGUCCUCCGUCAUCAAGAGCCGAAGCCACGGGAUAUUCCCCGACCCGGCCAAGGACACGCAGGUGCCCACUAUUGAGAAAUCACACAGUAGCCCCAGCACAUCGAAGCCUUCCCAGUCAGAGAGCCACAGCCAACAUCAGCACACUCGCUCUCACGGCGCUCCGCGGUCCGCCGGCGGCAAAUCCGCCUCGCGGCCGCACCACCCCAAGGACGGCGGAAGUGCCGGCGGCGGUGUUGCCGUGGCAGCGGGCGAAGCUUCCGCCCCUCAGCAGCAGCAUACGCCGCAGCGUCUCCAACCAAGUAAACGACUCUCCAUCUCGCCCCCUUCCCCUCCCUCCGCCCUCAUCCUGACCUAUGAACUGCCCGCCACCCCUGGCCAUGACCUUUUGCUCCCUCGGCGUGACCCCACGUUGACCCCGCCCAUGCGCCUGCGAACCUCCGCCCACCCCACCCAAGCCCAACGAAACUCCGCCCACCUCUCCCUGAGGCAUCACAGGCACAGCGUAGUGGGCGUGGUCACCGUUCGGAGACCCCAGUCCGAUUCGCUGCCCGCCCUGCCGCCGGCGGCUCCAUCAGCCAAUUGGAGCAGAGCAGACGGUCGUCAGCUGACCCUCAGAAAAGCCUUGUCUGAAGAGAGACCAUGGAGGGACGGAGCCCGGGGCAGCCACAGGUCUGGGGAUGCCCCGGUAACAGCUGCCUCAUUGGACAGUGGUCUGAGUGGCAGCGCCUACAGCCUAUGGGACGAAGACGGGGAGACCAACGCGGUGGACAGUGCCAUCUUCCAGAUCCCGCGACUUGGAAAGAUUCCAAACGGCACAGAUGGGAUGAAGUCACCACUGGGACCCGGGGACUCAGAGGGGAAGACCCAGGUGAUGGGGGAGAUCAAGAUCGCUCUGAAGAAGGAGGUGAAGACCGAGGGGGAGCAGCUGGUGUUGGAGAUCCUGCAGUGCAGAAACAUCACCUACAAGUUCAAGUCUCCUGAUCACCUGCCUGACCUCUACGUGAAGCUGUAUGUGGUGAACAUCGCCACGCAAAAGAGGAUCAUCAAGAAGAAAACCAGAGUAUGUCGCCAUGACCGCGAGCCCUCCUUCAACGAGACCUUUAGGUUCUGCAUGAACCCCACCGGUCACUCUCUACAGCUGUUCCUGGUGUCGAACGGGGGUAAGUUUGUGAAGAAGACCCUGAUCGGGGAGGCCUACGUGUGGCUGGACAAGGUUGACCUGCGCAAGCGAGUGGUGAGCUGGCACAAACUGCUGGCCAGCUCGGCCCAGAUCCACUCCUAAGAGGAUACCCCCCUACACCCCCCCCCCCCCCAACAUCUCUGACUCCCUAAAACUGGUGUGGGACAAGACGGAGGGGUGGAGGGGUACCCCGUCUUCUCUGAUCACUGCUCCGUUCGUUCCAGACCUGCUCACAGGCUGCACCCCCAGGGGGGGGACAAAGACUUUUGGGGUGCAGCGGGGAGGGAUGUUGUUCUGACAGUGUGGGUCUUGGUGUCAGGGUAACACGGUUGAGCUGUGAAUGGAGAGAGAUUAUCUUAGUAGAGUACUGAAGUGUUUUUUGUGACUACUGGAAGUUGAGAGGACAUGGUUAUGUGUUUACAGGAAAUGAGCUAGUGUUUACAGGAAGUAGCGUGCAGUCCGGAGCGAUGGGUGGCGGAAACAAAGCGAGAACUGAACUAACCAGGUCUUACAAACAUACUCGCGUUUAAACGCACAGGCGUGUAAGCACCCACACACGCACACGCACACACAGACACAUGUUCACUCACGUUCACAUGAACACGCUAAAGCCACAGAGAAAGUGAAUAAAUAGAUACAGGGAAUGGACACUUGUAGAUUCUUGUUUAUUUAUAUUUUAAUUGUAAGUUUUGUUCACAAAUUAAAUUAUAAUUAUGGGACUCCCUAUACAUUUAUGUUUGAUAUCAGAAUUUUAAUUUAUUCUUGAAGAAUUUUGAGAAUUACAUAUCUAAUAUUAUCUAUUGAGAUGCACAUCUUAUUUUUGUAGUUUGAUUUCAUUAGAGAUGUACGAAUGGUCAUAUUUCUUCUCCUCGGUCAAGUAAUGUAUUUCAGUCCAGAAUUUCUAUCCAGAGAGUGCACAGUCUAUUUUCUAACACACACUUAAUUCAUUCCGAUUUUAAAGUUGCUCUGAGCUGGCAUGAUUUUGUUUUGCAUUUAUAGACUAUAUAUCAGCCUGUCCUCUUCUUCAUUGCUCCUUUCUUAGAUGUAAAUGUAGAUCUAUCUAACAUAGUACAUAACAGAUAAGAUGUUCUAUAUCUCUAGUUGGUGUGAUGUGAUCAGAGGGGAGAGUGUGCAUUGUGUACAGCCGUAUAUCUAUCCUGUGAGGUAUUUCAGUAGUACCACACUGCACAAGUGGAAACAUGUCCAUCCACUACUUGGCGUUCACUUUGUACGUAGUGGAGUACAAUGUCAUAGUUGGAGAUUAUACUGUAUAUACGGUAUAUAUAAACACACACAUAUAUAUAUAAUAAAUAUCUACCUAUCACUGACAAUCCAAUGUGUAUGAUUGAGGUUUAAAUGUUUGACUGGUAUCACCCCUUAGGAUGUGGACCACGAAGCACAUCAUAUUGAAUCGCUUUGAUCAUUCUUGUUUUUCUUCUUAUGAUGCGUUGUUAAUUGAUUACAUAUUGAAAAGGUCCUAUCCACAAUAUGUACUG
This is a messenger RNA of Osmerus eperlanus (European smelt), 15142 nucleotides long. Its product is annotated as protein piccolo-like. Lineage: Eukaryota; Metazoa; Chordata; Actinopteri; Osmeriformes; Osmeridae. The record is from RefSeq and is a predicted model, not a curated record. Gene Ontology annotation, molecular function: structural constituent of presynaptic active zone; metal ion binding; protein binding. Gene Ontology annotation, cellular component: glutamatergic synapse; cytoskeleton of presynaptic active zone; axon. Gene Ontology annotation, biological process: presynaptic active zone assembly; protein localization to synapse.